Messenger RNA from Stylonychia lemnae, 1146 nucleotides. The record is from the annotation of a GenBank genome assembly. NCBI's taxonomy places the organism in Eukaryota, Ciliophora, Spirotrichea, Sporadotrichida, Oxytrichidae.
AUGGAGAUAUAUCUAAUCCUCCUAGCUCUCUAUAUGAUGACUGGCAUCGCAAUGUUAGAGUGGUCAUGGAUUCAAAUGAAAGUUUUUAGAGAAGUAAACGAGGAUAGAGAUUCUCAAUACCCUCCCUAUAGAAGACUCGAUGUUAGAAAUUGGUAAAAGUGGAAAUUCUAUUUUGGAGCAAUGACUCUGUUACCAAUUAGAUUAUUGCUAUGCACAAUUAUACUUAUCAUUCUUUUCCUUUUUAUUAAACUAAUAACUAUUGGGCACAGCUUCAGUGAUGGAAAACCAUUAUCAGGCUGCAGAAAGCCAAUCAUUAAGUUUGCAUACUAAUCAGCAAGCACGCUAGUAGUUUUUAUCACUGGAACAAGGACUGGAAAAAUUAUUAAAAAUGACUACAGUUAUGAAGCAUACCUAGGGCCAAAUUAUAAGAGUGAUCCCCAACCAAAUCAUAUGCCAACUUUUGUAUGCAAUCACACUUCAUGGAUGGACGUAAUGAUGCUCAUCAUUCAUUACGCUCCUGCUUUUGCAGCGAAGAAGUCAUUACGUAAAGUGCCUGUGUUUGGGGUUUUAUGCUAGUACCUAGGAUGCAUAUUUAUUUCAAGAGGAGCUACUGAGGAUUAGAGAAACAGAAUUAUUGACUAAAUUGAAGAGAGACAGCAAGCCAUUGAAUACCUUGGCCAGUACCCACCUCUGUGCAUAUUCCCAGAGGGUGGAACUACCAAUGGUAGAUAUAUCGUUAACUUGAAAAAGGGCGCCUUCAUAGCUGAUAGAUGCGUUCAACCUGUAGUUUUAGACUAUCAGUAUGAUAUGUUUAGCCCUGCUUGGGAUAUCACUCCACUAUUACCUUUAGUAUUUUUACAGUUUUCAUUGAUUAUAUCUUCCACAUGCAAUUUGAUAGAAUUACCUCCAUUCCAGCCUAAUGAAUAUUUGUAUACUAAGCAUGCAGAUAAGGGCAAAGAGAAAUGGGAAAUAUUUGCCUGGGCUGUGAGAGCAGCAAUGGCUGAUGCUGCUAAUAUGAUGGUAAGUGACUAACCCUUGAGAGAAAAAAUGAAGUAUGAAGAGGUUCUCGGAUUCAGAACACCUGCCAAAAAAGAAGCUACAGAAGCAUAGCCUUUAUUGCAACAACAGAGACAAGAGUAAGCUUGA